This is a messenger RNA of Danio rerio (zebrafish), 871 nucleotides long. The record is from RefSeq and is a predicted model, not a curated record. Lineage: Eukaryota; Metazoa; Chordata; Actinopteri; Cypriniformes; Danionidae.
CUCCUGAGGUUUCUCUCUUCUUGUGGUCAUUAUGUAGAAUAAUAAUCAGUGUAUGAGAGCAGCACUAGAUAUAAUGUGUGUGUUGUGUUCAGAUAUUCAGCUGGAGUCUCCUGAGAGAGUGAAAGAGGGAGAUUCAGUCCGUCUGACAUGUAGAAGCAGCUGUGAACUGACUGACACACCAACAUUCAUCUGGUACAGAAACUCACACACAUUGACUGAAGGAACUAUUGGAGACAAACUCAUCCUCAAUCCAGUCAGAAGAGAAGAUGCAGGCAGAUAUAGAUGUGCUGUACAUGGACACACACUCACAUCACCUGAGGUCUAUCUCAAUGUCACCUAUCCUCCAAAGAGCGUCUCAGUGUCCAUCAGUGGAUCUGCUGUAAUAAUGUCUGGAGAUUCAGUGACUCUGAGCUGCAGCAGUGACUCAAACCCUCCUGCAGAAAUACACUGGUUUAAAGGAAAAACAUAUAUUGGAUCUGAAAGAAUCUUCAACAUCUCCAAGAUCAGCUCUGAUGACAGUGGAGAAUACAAGUGUAAAACCAGAAAUGACCAUGGAGGGAAAUACUCUUAUCCUGUCACUUUAGAUGUCCAGUACCCCCCCAGGAACGUCUCAGUGUCUAUAAAUGGAUCUGCUGUAAUAAUGUCUGGAGAUUCAGUGAGUCUGAUGUGCAUCAGUGACUCAAACCCUCCUGCUCUGAACUUCAGCUGGUUUAAGGAGAAUCAAAGCUCAGCUGUUGGAUCUGGACAGAGUUUCAGUGCAGUACAGAGUGGACGCUUCUACUGUGAGGCUCACAAUCCACAUGGAGCUCAGAGAUCAGACGCCGUCACUGUCACUGUUAAAGGUAAAGCAGAUCAUGCACUUACUCCUUAA